AUGACAUACCACUUACAUGAUGUUUCCCCAGGCGAGUGUGACAUACGCUGCUGUUGUGACCAGGACUGUACUCAAGAAGUUCUGGGGUUGUUUGCGACUCAGUGUCUUCCUGGACCUUUCGGCGGAAGUUUCAGUCCUGUUCCAGAGUAUCAGUGCUCAGCUCAGUCCUCUGAAAAUGACCCUGAUUGGUUCCCCUUCCUCUGUGUCGCCUCCCCCUCGGACAACAACCCCUUUCUGGGACUUUUCUACAAUGGUGGGACAGUCUCUCCAAAGCCCAGUCCAUCAUUCCAAGCCCUGCAGAUGACAGCUCCUGUACCUCCCAUUAACUACCGCCAGGGGGAUCCAAUAUUCACUAAGGAUGACCAAUACUUCACCAUCCCACAGAACUCUGGACUGGGCCAGUGUGCGGAAAAUGCUCCAGUGGCGUUUUUGGAAAACUUUGAGUCUCAGUGCGUGAGGAGGCUGCAGUCCUGUCCACCACCUUCUGAUGACCUGAGAGUGGAUAUUAAAGAUGGAUGGGGAGGUAUCGUCACAGUCAGUGUUGUGAAUGAAAUGGCCGAUGACCUCAGAUUAUUUCUGGCUAAUUCUCGUGAGCCUAUAUCUGUGUCACAACAGUGUGGUAAUGUUGUUGUGGCCUUGCGUUACACUCUUUACUGGAGAGAGAACGGCCUCACUGCCAUUACUGUGACACGGACCACUGCGAACAUCACUGUACCUGUAUCUUUGACCAGAAGAUACUCUGCAGUGUUUGUGAACGGAAAUGAAACAUCUCAGUCGAAUUCUGGCAAUCCAGGUUACCAGGUGAAGAGGCCAGUGAUUGGUGGUAUUUUGGACUCUGAUACAGAAGAUAUACAGAGGGCCCAGAUCAAUCUCUGGCAACCAGGUGGAGAUGGCCUGUGCUCCUCUGCUGAACUGAGACCAGCUCUGUUUGGGAUCAACUCCACAUCAGGCUGUAUGAUUCCUGCGAGUUUGCUGAAUAUGACGCAGUGCAGUCAGUUGAGAGAAACAGUGCGUGGUGUCCUUGCUGGAUUAGUGCCUGCUACACUCGUCUCCACAACAGGAAAACCAAACUUUACCAACCUAUCAGACUGGGUCAACAUUACUACUUCAGUGCAGAACUCCAGUCAGCCAGCAGAGAGCAGCACUGGAGAGUGCUCAGCUGUUCCCACCCACCUCCACAUCCAUGUGUGGAGCGGCAUCAUGGGAAGUGUGCAGGGUGUGCCUCAGACGUUCAUCCAGGCAGUGGAGAUUAGUUUCAUAGAAACAACAUGGAGGAUAGAGUGUGGUAUGGGCAGGGUGAACCCAUGUUUAAACCCAGAGCUAAUGCAAAAUUUCCCUGUGACCUCGUCUGUGACCUUUACUGACAAUCCUCUUAUUAUGCAACCCCCUAGAUCCAGGUUCAGUAUUAACUUCACCGAGUUUGACUGUGACAGGAACGAUGUGUGCUGGCCCGAGCUGGCCUUCCCUCUCACGAGAUACUAUACUGGUGAGCCGUAUUCCCAGGCUCUGGCUAAAGGUCUCGUUCUAGUGUUCUUCUUCAUUGCUGCGUCUGUUUUAGGAACACCAUGGAGACAAAUCAGACAGGCAUGGAAUAGUGCUUCAUUAUGAAAGAACGCAAGACAAAAUGAUCUAUCAAAUAGAAUUUGAUAUGCAAUGGUAAAUAGCUGUAAAGAUAUUAUUUAUUUUCCUUUUCUGGUUUGUA
Sinocyclocheilus rhinocerous is the source of this 1702-nucleotide messenger RNA. Its product is annotated as tectonic-2-like. Bases 1 to 1608 code for a protein of 535 amino acids. Gene Ontology annotation, biological process: protein localization to ciliary transition zone; cilium assembly; smoothened signaling pathway. NCBI's taxonomy places the organism in Eukaryota, Metazoa, Chordata, Actinopteri, Cypriniformes, Cyprinidae. The record is from RefSeq and is a predicted model, not a curated record. The transcript has 14 exons. Gene Ontology annotation, cellular component: MKS complex.